Neohortaea acidophila is the source of this 1487-nucleotide messenger RNA. Its product is annotated as putative MYND Zn-finger protein. NCBI's taxonomy places the organism in Eukaryota, Fungi, Ascomycota, Dothideomycetes, Mycosphaerellales, Teratosphaeriaceae. Gene Ontology annotation, cellular component: cytoplasm. The transcript has 2 exons. Gene Ontology annotation, biological process: maturation of SSU-rRNA. The record is from RefSeq and is a predicted model, not a curated record. Bases 113 to 1345 code for a protein of 410 amino acids.
UUGCCUGGCUUGACUUGACUUGCCAAAACUCUAUCCGUCCAUUUUUCCCUGCAUCGGAUUUCUGGUCCAAGGACACCCACGUCCAGGCUGUUCGAUAAUAUCAGGCGCAAUCAUGGCAGACUACGACUCAGAUUCAUCCGACGAGGAUGUGCGAGGUGACGACAUUCAGACGAACGUGCUGCUCGGCUACGCAUCGAAGGAGGCGACGAGCGAUGAUUUCAGCCAACUUGGCGGACGGCCUGUCUGGCUCGACGGUACGACUGCCCCGUCGGACGCUUACGCAACCUGCAAGAUUUGCAAUGGGGUCAUGAGUCUAUUGCUGCAACUGUAUGCCGACCUUCCAGAGUGGUUCCCGGGCCAUGAGCGCCGGUUGUACGUGUUUGGAUGCAGGAGGAAGCCGUGCAGGCGGAAGGCUGGUUGUGUCCGGGCAUUGAGGGCGGUGCGAGCGAGUGCGAUCCCGGCUUCCACUGCUGAACGUCACGAAACCAAGUCAGAGGCAGAGGAACGCGCACAGCCUGCUGUCAACCUUGGGGAAACACUGUUUGGUGCCAAAUCUUCAACGCCGGCUCAGAAUAAUCCUUUCAGUACGACAGGCUCAUCCAGUGCAAGCAACAACCCGUUUGCAGCGGCGGGAUCCAAUGCAACAACCACAGCGAAGAGCGAACCCAGCCUCAAUGAGACAUUCGCCGAAAAGGCUCGCAUUUCAACAACUACAAAACCCUCUCCACAAGCACCCCAGAUCCCAUCAACCCCAUGGCAACAAGAUCCAUCUCCCUAUCCAUCCUACCACAUCGACGCAGACAAGGAGUACCUCGAACCCGAACCAGCCACAGUCCCCGGCAACGCUCGACUCGACACUGAAGAUGCAAGCGGUGGCAGCAGCAGCGCAGCAGAAGACAAAGCUGCGUUUGAAAGCGCCAUGGACAAAACAUUCCAGCACUUCGCCGAUCGACUCUCGCAGAAUCCCGAGCAGAUCCUUCGGUAUGAGUUUGGCGGCCAGCCGUUGCUGUACUCCAAGUCGGACGCGGCUGGGAGGGUACUCUCGCAUGCUUCCGAGGCCAAAGUGCAGACGUCGUCCACGCUAAACGGCUCGAGCGUGUCGAGAGUGCCUAGAUGUCCGUCGUGUGGAGCUGGACGAUCGUUUGAGCUUCAACUCACCCCGCAUGCCAUCACGGAGCUGGAGGCGGAUGAGAUGGGCGUGGACGGGAUGGAGUGGGGGACUGUCAUUGUAUGUGUGUGCAGCUCGGAUUGCACCGAGAAGGGCAAAGAAGAGGGCCAAGUGGGAUAUGUGGAGGAGUGGGUGGGCGUGCAGUGGGAGGAGGUGGUGAGUGAGAAAAAGCGAUGAUGCCGAGCAGUAUUCCAUUCGAAUUGGCGCAUACUACGCGGGAGGUGCUUGCUGCUGUUGCUGCUGGGACUGGAUUCGCAUAAUCUGCCAUCAGUUAGAGAUUGACCUUCCUGUAGCUCAUGAUAAAACCAUUGCUCACCUG